Biomphalaria glabrata is the source of this 1622-nucleotide messenger RNA. RefSeq names its product serpin B10-like. NCBI's taxonomy places the organism in Eukaryota, Metazoa, Mollusca, Gastropoda, Planorbidae. Bases 60 to 434 code for a protein of 124 amino acids. The transcript is spliced from 2 exons. The record is from RefSeq and is a predicted model, not a curated record.
UUAAACAGUUUUUGUAAUCUUUUCUUUUCUUUAAAGCACGUUUGCUGAUCAUUCCUGGCAUGGUGGACACACUGCUAUCUGGCCUAACGCCUGCGAGAGUUCGACUAGCUAUUCCAAAGUUUAGAUACGAGUCGACAAUAUACGUCCGAGAUGUUUUGGUCAAGCUAGGCCUGGUCAUGACCACGAGUCCAACUGUGGCUAACUUUACUGGAAUUAAUGAAGAGGAGAAUGUCUUCCUGGAGGAGAUGUUUUACAGGGCUUCAAUCAAUGUUCAAGAGACUGGCUUAGGGGAUGGUGAUCCCGUUGAGGUCAACUCCUGCAUGGCAUUCGCAUCUGCUGCCCCAAAGCAUAAGUUCAUUGUUGAAAAUACAUUCCUGUACUUCCUUCUGGACAAGCAAAGUGGACAGAUCAUCCUUCAAGGGAACUUUGAUUAACUGAGCGUUGGAUGACUACGUCAUGUAACACAGCUACAUAGUGUAACACAGCUACAUAUUGUAACACAGCUACAUAGUGUAACACAGCUACAUAUUGUAACACAGCUACAUAGUGUAACACAGCUACAUAUUGUAACACAGCUACAUAGUGUAACACAGCUACAUAUUGUAACACAGCUACAUAGUGUAACACAGCUACAUAGUGUAACACAGCUAUAUAUUGUAACACAGCAACAUAGUGUAACACAGCUACAUAUUGUAACACAGCUAUAUAUUGUAACACAGCAACAUAGUGUAACACAGCUACAUAGUGUAACACAGCUAUAUAUUGUAACACAGCAACAUAGUGUAACACAGCUACAUAUUGUAACACAGCUAUAUAGUGUAACACAGCUAUAUAUUGUAACACAGCUACAUAGUGUAACACAGCUAUAUAGUGUAACACAGCUACAUAGUGUAACACAGCUACAUAGUGUAACACAGCUACAUAGUGUAACACAGCUACAUAUUGUAACACAGCUACAUAGUGUAACACAGCUACAUAGUGUAACACAGCUACAUAUUGUAACAUAGCUACAUAGUGUAACACAGCUACAUAGUGUAACACAGCUACAUAUUGUAACACAGCUAUAUAUUGUAACACAGCUACAUAGUGUAACACAGCUAUAUAGUGUAACACAGCUACAUAUUGUAACACAGCUACAUAGUGUAACACAGCUACAUAGUGUAACACAGCUAUAUAUUGUAACACAGCUACAUAGUGUAACACAGCUAUAUAUUGUAACACAGCUACAUAUUGUAUCACAGCUACAGUGUAACACAGCUACAUAGUGUAACACAGCUAUAUAUUGUAACAAAGCUACCUAAUGUUAUCCAACGUCUUAGUAUAUCUCAGCUAUAUGAUGUAGACCAGCUCCAUAAUGUAACGCAUACAUAUAUUGUAACCCCGGUUAGAUUAUGUAACCAAUCUUCACGCCUUCUUUAUUUGAUAUUAAUUGACAAUUAUGUUUCCAUAAGUUUUUAGAUUACCUUGUUUUCUUUUCUUUUUAUUAUUUAAUUAUUAUCUUAUUAAAUUAGCUUCUUAUCUAUUGGAUACUUCUGUGUGCUUUAAAGCAUUAACUGUUAUAAUUUAUAUUAUUAGUUACUGUAACGAAGAUGGUUUGCAGGGAAUAUUUCUUAAAUAAAUUG